This is a messenger RNA of Hyaloperonospora brassicae, 1455 nucleotides long. NCBI's taxonomy places the organism in Eukaryota, Oomycota, Peronosporomycetes, Peronosporales, Peronosporaceae. The record is from the annotation of a GenBank genome assembly.
AUGUACGCUGGCGGCGGGGCGAACGAAGGCGAGCACCACGGCUCGAGCACCAGCGCGCCGUUUGCCAGCGCGGCGGCCGAAGCCAAUGACCUCGACGCGCUCGUGUUUGAGUUCGGCACGGCCAAGUGCAAAUUGGGCUACGCGGGGGAAGACUUUCCGCGCGUGUGCGAGUGUCCCGUGUUGACUGCCAACGUACGGGACGAUUGGGCCGUGGGACAGCGGCCCAUGUCGCGUCGCGCGGCCCAACUCGAGAGCGAUCCCGAGAAAAUGGCGCAAUGGCUCUUUGACGCCAGCUGUUCGAAACUGCAGACGAGGCUUAGUGACCACCCGUUGCUAUUGGUCGAGCGGCCAUUUGCCGUCCCGGACGACGUCUUGGUCGAGACAGGGGGAUCGUCGGACGCGACAAUGGCUCUGCACGCUAAAGAAUUGCAAGACGCCCAUAUGGGUCUGAAGAAGACGGAGGUGCCGCACGCGCUUUCGAAUAGUGGCACGAGCAAGAAAAGGGACGUGCGGGCGCGCGAACAGCUGGUGGAAGUCGUGAUGGAAGAGCUGGGCGUGCCGGCGCUCUUUUGUGCCAAAAGUGCCGUUCUCGUGUGCUAUGCGAAUGCCCGAACCAGUGGACUGGUCGUGGAAAUGGGGGCGACGUAUACGAGUGUGACGUCGGUGCAUGAGGGGUACGCGUUUGCGUACCCCAAGAGCCAAGUCACGGUAUUUGGUGGACGCGAUUUAGAUGCGUUUUUGAAACAAAAGCUAGCGCCACAGAUGGCUACAAGUCUCGAGCAACGCGUCGCGACAACGUCAAUGGACAAUGAGAUGGCCAAGCGGAAGAAACACACGUGGUCGUACGUCGUCGAAGCAAAGGAGAGUGGAUUGUGUCGAGUGGCCGAUGGACCGUUUGAUGAAGUGCAGAACGCCCAGCUGCCGUUGAUCAACUAUGAAUUGCCGGACAAGACUGUUGUGGCAAUGGGCACCGAGCGAUUUAGUGUCGCUGAGCACUACUUUCUGCGAGACGGAGCACAUCCUGCACCAAACAGUGGGACGGACGCGAGCAGCACUGUAUCUGCUGGACUGGGUAUGCGACUACCAGAGCUGAUUUGUGAGACAGGAGGACUUACUACCGCCACGGAGCUACGAAAAGAAUUGUUCCAAAACAUUGUGCUGAGUGGAGGCAGUUCGUGCUUUGAGAAUAUGCCGAAUCGAAUCGAACGUGAAGUGGUGACCUCAUUGAGUGGCAUGUCGUUGCCACUGGUUGCAUCGAGCCACAACACUGUAUCGGCUGGAUUUACCAACAGCUUGCGCGUGAAGGUGGUUGCUGCCCAUGCACCGGAGCGUCGCGUCGGCGCUUUCCUUGGCGGGUCAAUUCUGGCAUCGCUUGGGUCGUUUCACGAAAUGUGGAUGUCCAAGGCUGAAUAUGCAGAACACGGUGCCGCGCUUAUUCACAAAAAGUGUCCGUGA